Striga hermonthica is the source of this 495-nucleotide messenger RNA. The record is from the annotation of a GenBank genome assembly. Lineage: Eukaryota; Viridiplantae; Streptophyta; Magnoliopsida; Lamiales; Orobanchaceae.
AUGUUCAGAAGACUCGCGGUCCAGCUCCGCCAUCUCGGCCCGGCCCGAUCCGUUUCCAACCGGACUUGUCUGGCCGCCGGGCCGUCCAAGGCUCCGGAGAAUGUCCUUCGUUCAUUCCCCAUCUUGUCUCGCCAUUUCAGUACUGAAUCUGGGAAUGUGACCAAAACAGUAGAGGAUGUAAUGCCGAUUGCUACUGGUCACGAGCGUGAGGAGCUCGCGGCAGAGCUUCAAGGGAAGGACAUACUGGAAAUUAACCACCCAUCUGGUCCAUUUGGAACGAAGGAAGAACCUGCUGUGGUCAAGUCCUACUAUGACAAGAGAAUUGUCGGAUGCCCUGGAGUUGAAGGCGAGGAUGAGCAUGACGUUGUUUGGUUCUGGCUGGAGAAGGGCAAGCCACAUGAAUGCCCAGUAUGUUCUCAGUACUUUGUGUUGGAAGUGGUUGGCCCUGGUGGAUCUCCCGAUGGGCAUUCAGACAAUGAUGAUCAUCACCAUUGA